Messenger RNA from Phytophthora nicotianae INRA-310, 747 nucleotides. RefSeq lists its product as hypothetical. Bases 1 to 747 code for a protein of 248 amino acids. The transcript has a single exon. The record is from RefSeq and is a predicted model, not a curated record. NCBI's taxonomy places the organism in Eukaryota, Oomycota, Peronosporomycetes, Peronosporales, Peronosporaceae.
AUGCGGGCGGAUUUUUUGAAGCGUCUGAUGGACGUACGGGAGCUGACGAGCUUCGCACAGUACAUUGACGGUCAUUGGCUUAACGGCCGAUUCUCUACCUGGCAGCUCUAUUGGACUCCCACCGGUUUCGCAUCUACGAACAACCCGGUGGAGACCUUUAACGCUGUGGUGAAGCGCGAUUACACCCUUCGGCGUCGACUGAAAAUGGGAGCGUUGCUACAGGAGCUGAGCAACUGCUGUCGGGAUAAAUCUGCGAGCGAGAGAGUCUUCAACCUGGGGAUCGUUGCAGCUCAAACCCUCGUACGCAGGGUCUCCGAGAUGAUCCGCGCGAAGCUUAUCUACGAGGGCGAACGCGAUCUAGGCGAUAUCCCGACCGCUGGACUCAUACGUGUGAUUUCACCUCCAGCUAAACGCAUCCAAGUAUCCACCAACAAACGCAGCGAGGAAGGUAUCGCUGUGAGUGCCCAGAUGGGCGUAAAUUACGCCAGGAUGAAGUUCGAGGGGCAGCCGUACGGUGGAUGGGUCAUCGACACCGCCCAUAUGUGGUGUCGAUGUAGCUACUGGUUCGGCUUUGGCGCGUGUGUGCAUGUCCUAUUCGCGCAGCGUACACUCGAGUAUCCGGACUCUGCUGGACGGGAAAUUUUAGUUACGCGCGGUAAACACAGGAGCGGUACGGUCGGUCCGAGCUACCGUGACGAUCAACGUGGUGGCCGCCCACUUGGCGUUGGUCCUGCGCUGACUUAUUGA